Messenger RNA from Mizuhopecten yessoensis (Yesso scallop), 5049 nucleotides. RefSeq names its product homeobox protein Meis1-like. The transcript has 13 exons. NCBI's taxonomy places the organism in Eukaryota, Metazoa, Mollusca, Bivalvia, Pectinida, Pectinidae. Gene Ontology annotation, biological process: brain development; embryonic pattern specification; positive regulation of transcription by RNA polymerase II. The coding region runs from base 446 to 1939 and encodes 497 amino acids. Gene Ontology annotation, molecular function: RNA polymerase II cis-regulatory region sequence-specific DNA binding; DNA-binding transcription activator activity, RNA polymerase II-specific. The record is from RefSeq and is a predicted model, not a curated record.
AGCAUUUCAGAACUUAUCUUCUCGGCUGUCAGGUAGAAAGCAGAGAGCGAGUGGGUAACACGUUUCCCCUAGUUUGACGUUUUGACGGAUAGUGAGCGAGACCCGUCCGUGUACCGUGGUGCUUUGUUUACAAAUCUCCCGGAGUUUACACACCUCAUUCAGUACUCGUGUAUAUUUAUUAUUCAUAGAAUUCCGUGGAUUUUAAUAAUUCUUACAAAUUUCUGGAAGUGUUGGAUUAAUUUUGGGAGUACAAUACUUCAAAAGUUUUUGUCUCAAGGAAGUAUAUACGUCAAAGUAUUCUUAAAUUCCUGCGGAAUAUUUUGGAAGGGGCCAGCGAUCUGUUUAUACCAAAGGGGACAGUACCACGGAGGAACAGGGAGUACUAAGUGGGCCAAAGCGGGAUCUUGUAGGGGCCGAAAGGGCCGGAGCUACAUGAACACGGCCCAUGGCUCAGAGAUACGAAAAUGACAUCCCGGCACAUUACCCUGGCUCAAUUGCGGGUAUGGAUGGUAUGUACGAAUCGCACCGGACGUUACCCAACCACCCGGCCCUUCACCAGAGUAACCUCACGCCUGGCAUGCAUCAGUACCCUCCUUACACGUCCAGUGGUUCCAUGCCGGGGGUCAGUUCGUCUCAGGAUAGCCAGUUAAAGCGGGAUAAAGAUUCAAUUUAUGGACACCCACUGUUUCCACUAUUAGCACUUAUAUUUGAAAAAUGUGAACUAGCAACAUGUACUCCGCGGGAACCCGGAGUUGCAGGAGGGGACGUUUGCUCGUCCGAGUCAUUCAACGAAGAUAUAGCAGUUUUUAGUAAACAAGUUUUAGCACGGUCGGAAAAACCGUUAUUCUCAGCAAAUCAUGAAUUGGACAGUGUGAUGAUACAAGCCAUACAGGUUCUUCGAUUUCAUUUACUGGAGCUUGAAAAGGUCCACGAACUUUGUGAUAAUUUCUGUCACAGAUAUAUUAGUUGUUUAAAAGGAAAAAUGCCAAUAGAUUUAGUGAUAGAUGAUAGAGAGGGCGGGAGUACAACAUCCAAAUCGAGUUCGGACAACCCUCCGGAUCAAAACGAUGUUGUCGACCAAAGGCCGCCCUCACAAUGUUUGAACUUUAGCCAGCAAGACGACACCCAAUCGUCCCGUUCUGGAGACACGCCCAUCACAACUAGUCAGUCUAAUACCAAUUCUUCACAACAUGCGGACAACAAUAGCGAAAUAGGUGACGGGUUGGACAAUAGCGUAGGUUCAGGGGAAGGAACUGCUGACGAAGAUGCCGAUGGAGACAGGUCAAAUUCAAAACGACAGAAAAAACGGGGAAUAUUUCCAAAAGUAGCAACUAAUAUUAUGAGAGCAUGGUUAUUCCAGCAUUUAACGCAUCCUUACCCAUCAGAGGAACAAAAGAAACAGUUAGCUCAAGACACAGGACUAACAAUAUUACAAGUCAAUAACUGGUUUAUUAAUGCAAGACGAAGAAUUGUUCAGCCCAUGAUCGACCAAUCAAAUCGAGCAGCCCCCGGUAGUCAUGGUUACAGUCCGGAUGGUAGCAUGGGCUGGCCCGACAAUCAGCCCAUGGCCCACAUGGGGCCACAUAUGCUCCAAGGCAGACCUGGUAGUGAAAUGUAUGACCCUAUGAAAGCAGGGUAUCCUCACAUGGACAGCUCGCAGCGCUACGAUAUGUUGGGUGUCCAGGGCAUGCACAGUGGAGACAUGUACGGAGCACCCCCUGUCACUGGAAGUAGCUCCUAUUCACAAAUGUCACAGUUGCGUCCCCCUGUACAUUCACAGGCUAUGCUAAUCCCCGGACAUCCGCAUCAUAUGAUGAUGGGCCACGGAGCCCCGGGAAUGAGCCCGCAUGGCAUGUCCAUGGGCUCGGCCCAGAGCCCUCCUCUACACAGCAGCAUGGAAAGCAUGGGUGGACAUAUACAGGAUAUACACGCAGGGUAGGUGGCGCCAUAGUGUGCAGACUUGUGCGUCAUGGAUGGCGAGCAUUCCUGUCGCCAUACACCGUUGUAUUGUGGUUGUCAAGACAACAAGGACAAACUUGUGUGCGUUGGAGCGUGGCCCUGAGGUUUGACUAGGGUGUAGGCCAGUGUAAAAUAUUGGUAGUUGUGAACUACUCGUGUCGGUGAUAUGGUGAUUGGCUGUGGUGAUUGGAAGAGACGAACAGAAAGACAAAAAAAGAAUCGGACCAGGUCCGGGAACGGGGAUAUAAUUCCAGGGAUUGUGCGACAGUAAUCUGUCAAGUGUUAUUGUGAGCAUAAGGAAAACGCGCUACAAGCCAAACGAUGGUCUACACCUGGUCAAAUCAGCAAUAAGCUAGUCAGUAUCUCAUCCUUGUAGAGGAGGAUGGACGGACAGUUGCGAUUGGUCUGACCAGCCAGUGAUUGGGCUGGUCAUCUGGACAGGGAGGGAGUACAAAGGGCCAACUUGCCUCAGGUCGAACUUAUGAUAUACUAGUCUUUUAGAUGUUCCAUGUUAUCUGUAUGGGGAUUGGGGAAAAUAAACACAAAGAUGCUGAUAGUAUUAUCCUGUUCAGGACGGUAGCCACAUGAGACUUGUUCAAGUAUUAGUAUUUAUGGGACUCUCACAAGUGUCGUGUAGUUUUUAACAAGUCGGAUAGAGUGGUCACACUUUUGAAAUACCUCGUACUGCCAGGGUCGUACUAAUAGUAACGAUCACACAUAGAUGUGUUUUUUUGCAAGCAUUCCACUUAUAAAUUUAAAAAAAAAAAUAUAUUUCAAUUUUUUUCUAGAUCUACAAUUGAUUUAUGUAUUUUCUGAGAUCACCUUCCCCAGUUUUGCGCCUCCUCAUUUAAUUAUUAUUAUUAUAUUAUAUUAUAAAUAUGAAUAUGUUUUUUUUUAUAAGUAUUGAGAUGUUCUGUAGUAGCGUCACAAUAUUUGUUAUAAGAAGUAAUCAACGUCUGUGUCAGUAUUAAAUAUGAUCUGUGGAGGAGUAGCAAGGCUGGGGAGAUCGUCAGAAAGCUCAUCCGAUAUAUAUACGCAAACGUCUCGGGCACCAAUUGGCGGUGCCAAUGGGCGUCAAUGGGACAAACUUUUCCAGGGCAGGCAACUUUUCCUGUUUGCCUUUGCCGACACUCAUUAUUUUCAGCAAAGUCACAAGGUCAAAUGUGGACCUGCAGGGUCAGUGGGAUGGUUUCCCAAGGUCAUUGAGAUGCCAUUCUCAUGAGUGUCUUAAGGUCAGCAGACGACAGUUGUGAUUUUCUGCUGAAGAACUAUAUAGAUACAUACAUGACCAAAAUUGGCCAAUCAGAUUUGAGCUUUAAAGUUACCUCAUACAUUUUUUUUGUUGUAAAAUGCCAUUUGGGAAAGAAUGGUCGUAUUAAUGGUGCAUGUUGGACAGGAGGAUUUGGUGCAUUACACUGUGUAUAGUAGAACGUGAGAUGUGUGGGUCGGUGCUUGGUGUCGAGAGAGCGUGCGAGUGAGAAACGGAGCAAAAAUGACAGCAGGGUUUUAUUGUAUGAUGAAAACCUUGAUUUGUUUGAUUUGUAAUGUCUGAUGUGGUUGAAAGCCAAGCUGAAUUGCUGUAUAUCUAAAGCAAUAAAAUAUCGGUGUGAUUUUUGACAUUUUGUUUCGUGAAUUAUAUUUAAUUCUGGUUUUUUUCUGGUUUAUUUUCUUUGUUGCUAGAAAUAAUGAUUUUGUUCAUGAUACGAACUUGGCAUUUCCCCCUGCUUUUUUGGUAAGGAAUACUGGCUGGGAUUGACUUUUGAAGCAUAAUAUUGUAUGUAUAACUGGAUGAAGUCUUGUCGUCAUAAUUUUGGUGGGUUUUGAACAAUACUGACGAUAAUGAGAUCAACUUUUUUUCUUCCGUAGUUUUUCAUUUCUGUACUUAAUAAACAUUAUCCUUUUAAAUGGAUUAUUAUCAGAAUGAAAUUUUUAUAUUGUCCUUUUCUAUCAUGUCAUGUUAACAUGUUGAAAGAAAUCACACUAACAAAAUCUUCUCACAAACCACACUUUAUAAUAUUUUCUGAAGAAACGGUAGAAUAUGUUGCAGUUUCCAUUGUUUAUCUACUGUGGGACUGUAACGUGAAAUGCUUGGAUGGCAUCAAAGAGUUCGAGGAAUAUGUUUUGAUUUGUAUUGCAUGUGCGGUGUUACCUUUUCUUGCUAAGGAGCGUUGUUAAGACAAUGUACAGUAUUACCAGGCUUGUAUUCAAGUUCAUAGAAUUGAUUAUAGGUAUUAUAUAGAUCAACAUGGCUCCUGUUAACUUUCUAAACACAACCAAGGGCCGAAAUAAAGACUACUUCAAAACAAUUUCAGCAAGUGUACAAAUUGAAAAGUUCAUGAAAUUAUGAUAUUUCAAACAAAAUCUAUGAUUAAGUGCUCAUGUUUCCUGUUUAUUUGAACAAUUUGAAAUUAACUUUUUAUAAGUGCUUUCUUGUAAUUUGUUUUGAUUUGAAUUCAGAAGUAAGUUGUUUGAACAUUCUAUCAAAUGAUCUGUUUUCCAAGUGCUACUGGUGCAAAACUCAAUUUCGUAAGGAGAAAUUCCCUUUUUUUUUUUCUUUUUUUUUUUUCCUACUGGAAUUAUAAUUUUGUCUUUUUUAAAAUUGUAUGAUUUUAUCUCCAAUGCUUUUUAACCUAUUUCCUUUCCAUUUUCACUCUUUUGAAGGAGAAACAAAUUUUAACCUGAUAUUUUAUACAACAUUUUGAUUUUAAACCUGCAAUUUUUACACCUUUUUUGAGAUGAAGGUAAUCUGUCAACCAUUGUAUAUUACGAUGUUAAUUAUUUUACUUUUAAACAAUAAGGACAAUCACUGGCAAUUUCACCAAAACUUGAUAAUGUAUGGUAUGCAUGAAUGUGUGUGGGAUAAAACUGAGAUGGGUGUGGCCAAUGGGCGUGGCUGUGAGUGAUGGGCACGGCCUAUUGGUCAGGAGGAGGCAGGAAUAAUUGUCAGUAUUAAAUGUUUGUAUGAGAGAUGAAUGGAGAGAGAUUGUCGCCAAGCUUGGAGCUUAGUUCUUUUGAAUUUAGGGAAUUUUAAUACGAGAUUGUCACAUAUUUUGAGUAAAAUUCCAGAGAAAUAAACUGUUGUAAUAAUAA